CCCAUACCGACACUUCCUCCUUUUCGUUCCCUUCAUGCUUCCUUCUUGUUCCUCCAUGGCUGCUCCCUUCCCUCUAGAUCCCCUCCAUUGCAGCACCAAUACUUGAAAAGAAGGAGCAAAAUAGAUCAAGGAGGAAGAGAGGAUCAAGGAGAUGUGCAAGAUCGUUGUUUCCCCUACUUUUCCCCUUGCGGAUUCUCAUGGGAAACCGUAGUGAGGCUUGAGCCCUACUGUACAUUCGAUUUGAGGUUGCUUGGGCGUGGUAGUUCAGGGUAGGGAAGGUUUUGGUGUGCAGGUUUAGUGGUACAUCUUGAAUCGAUGUACGUCAGGAGUUUCUAGACUGGGGAAAGGUGAUUUCGUGGCUAUUUUGGACUAUGUAAUGGAGGAUAAAAAUUAUAGAAAAUUUAUAUUAUGGUAGUAGACUCGAGUAUCAUUUUUUGGGUGCAAAAAUCACAUCCAUGGCUGUUGCAUGCUGGGAGUUAUGGUCGGUUCUUUGUGACCCAGUUCUUCUACCGAAUUUCUGGAUAGAGUUAGAUCUAUAAGAUUUUCGGAACCCUUAGAAGCAAACUUAGGCUUACUAACUAAAAGAAUCUUGUAGUGACUUUCAUAAGGUUUCUACAUUGGUAAUGAGCAUAUUUUUUGGAUAAGUGGAACUCCAUAUAUGGAUUUAAAGUUCAGGUGUACUGUUUUGUUGACAGAGAUUUUCAGUUAAGGUGUAACCCUACUUUAUGCCAUUUUGUUGACCUCUAAUACAAAUAUGGAUAAUACUAAAGUUGUAGACCAUGGAAUUAUAUAUCUUCUGGUGAAAUUUUAGAAUUUUUGGACAAAUAUAUUUGGAGUUAUGGAAAUGUGAAGCUUGUUGUCCUGUUUUUCUAGGCAGAUUCAAAGUUCUGUUUUCAACUGCAGUUUUGACCAUCUUAACACCAUAAUAAAAAUAAGAUUCCUCCAUAAAAUUUUUAGGCAUUCAUUUUUAGUUUUGAAAUAUCUAUUUAUUUGGCACCUCAUUCAUUGUAUAAAAAUAGAUAUGAAAAAGAGAAGUACGACUGCUCUUCAUCAAUGUUGGUGACCAGAGCUGUUGUUUGUAGGUUUCUUUUCGUAUUGGGGGUUUUGGACAUAGAAUUAAUUAUAUUUAUUUGGCUAUGUCAUUUGGAGUUGUUUUUCUUAUAUAUGAUUGGUUUAGCAGGUGAUGUUGCUAUGAGGCAUCUAUGCCAUGUCUACAUGGUCGGUAAAGGCAAGUGAACGAAGCUGUUGUGUUGCUGCAACUUUAACAUUCUAUUUUUACUGCCUCCACUUAUAAAAUAAGCACACACACUUAUAUGCCAUAACAUAAAAAUUUAGACUUGACUCAUAAUUAUUGGGUGGAGUAUGAAACGAUGUUGCUAAUAUAAAAUUAGAGGUAUUGUUGUUGUUGUUGUUUUUUUUUACAUCAGCAUGGGUGGAUAGAUAAAUGAGAUGGUCUAUAUGUGGGAAUUUUGAAUUUAUGGCUGGGGAUGAAGUAUAUUUACAUAUGAAAUAUACUUGGUAAUUUAUCUUAUGACGUGUUUUCCUGUGUGUAAAAUCUUUGGAAUCGUUGAUGGUUUAGUAAUGAGUGGGCCUGUUAUAGUAGAGGUUAGCUAAUCUUGGUAUAUGAAAUUCACUAUGGUACUUAUGCUACUUAUGUCUCUUAGUGCUAUCAUACGUGGGUAAAUUGGAGUUUGGAUUACGAAUAAGAAUCGAAGUAGUUCCCUACUAUUCUUUGGUAUACGUGUUCAAAUAUAAGAAUUGAACUUUGGGUUGACUAGCUUUGUUUGGAAACAUUAGUUUCUUUCUUUGAUAUGACAGGUCUACUUCGGGUUUGGAUUAUGAAAUUAGUGUUUCUCAAGGUUUAAACUACUCAUGGCAUGCUAUUCUAUUUCCUUAAGAUUACGGAGAUCUGGAGAUGUACGUUAUGAUUAACUAUUUGGUUGAAGUUUGGCAUAUGUGAAAUUACAUUAUUUAAUUAUAAUUGAUGCUAUUUAUGUUACAGAAGUAUUGUUUGUAUCUCUCUAUAUUAAUUAUCAUGGACUAUUCUCUUUUUUUUCAUCAUGGAGUAUAUGGUAUAUGGAUAUUAUUUGGAUAUGUCAUUUAUCUUGUGGCAUUUCUAUAUAUGAUUCCCCCGCAGCUCGGCGGCCGACCAGGCCGUCCACGUCGUCGUAAAAUUUUUUCACCAUUCGUUCAAUGAUUUACGGCGUGUAUUGCCUCAUGCUGGCUUGCUGCGGUAAAAAAAAUCCCCCCAUUCGAUCUCUCAGGAAGGAUCCUGUUCACGGCUCAUUCGAGUGCUCACCUACUCCUGUGCCGCACGACCGCCUCCGCCUGCCGCCGCCGUCCUCCUUCGGGCUGGCUCUCCACCGCCGCUCCCCGCCGUCUGAGCCGUGGGUGAGCCUCGCCGCCCUACAGGCUUCCUUGCGCGCGCCGACCCUGCCACCGCUUGCCUCCCUCGCCGUCCUGCCUAUCGGCGUCGCCGGCCCGACGCGGCCUCGCCGCCUUUCCUCUUCCCGCACAGGUCGCCGCCGCCGCCCGUCAACCCCGCCACUGGCCACCGAAGCACGUCUCCCCGCCCGAGCACUGCUUCUCCUUGCACUUCCCCGCCCGGACAGCUGCCGCUCAUCCGCGCCGGCCGUCCUCACGCGGCGGUCGCCAUCCAUCCCCGCCGAUGUGGCCCACGCCAUGCGCUGCCGCCAAAGGAGGCGCGCCGGCCGCCCCUCCCCGUUCGCGGACACGUACGCGACGCGCCCCUCCCAGCAGGCGGCGCGGCCGGCCCGGCGCUCCGAGCCGCCCUCAAGGCGCACGGCCGCGCACGGUCAGCGGCGCUCCCCACGCGGCGCCGGCGGAGCUCCGCACAUGCGCACACCGGCGCUCCCCGCGCGGCGGCUACGGAGCUCUGUCCGCGGCUCGCGGCCCGCGUUACCUCCGCGCUCCCGGCUGCCACCGCUCGCCUCGCCUCCAUCUGCGUCUCAUGGGACGCGUCACCUCCGCGCUCGCGCCGGCCGCCGCUCCCCAGUUGCGCCGCCUUCGCCCGUGGCUCAUGGGUCGCCGUCGCCUCUGCACGCGCACCGGACGCCAGUCAUCUCGCGUACGCCCGCAGCGGCCGCCAAGGCCAUUGCCGCCAUGCCGCACCUCGACGGGGAAACGGACUAAUCCAUCCGUGGAAGCCCCAUCCACUGCGAAGCUGCACACCAUGCAUUUGACGGUUUGCUUGUGUACCCUCUGCUUCGGCCAUGGAAGAUGCCCGCUGUGUGUUUGAUGGUUUGCGUCUGCAACACUGACCAAUUGACCAUGCCCUGAUUUAGAUGAUAGGGAGCCCUGUUUAAUAAAAAGAAGACACAUUUAAGCUACUUGCCUUAUCUAAGGUAAAUGUUUCUAGCUCGAAUGUGAAUUUUAUUUUUCAAGCAAUAAUUUAAACAAGUUAGAUACCUUGGAUAUGAUGCUCCUAUGUCAGUCUCACAUAUAUUUGCAUUUACAAAAGAACAAUCAUUCUUCAUCCUUUGCGAUUAAGCUCACCAUAUGGUUUGAUGACAUGGUCUAAUCUGAUGUAAUCAUACUUCAUUUCAUACAAAUAAAGAUUUUCUGGCCAAGAUUUGUAUCACCAGUUCUAGCUAAGGAAGGUUCGUCGCAUCCUUGCAACUUCACAGGUGAAAUCAACAAGACUGUCAUUGCGCUUUUUGCUCCCUCUGCUCAGAACAAUAAACAGCUAGACAUUUUCUCUGUUGUAUAUCAACAAAACUUACAUAACCGUAUAAAGAAUUCGGAUGACAUGUUUGAUCUGUGGAAUUUAACUUAGCUAUCAUUGACUUACUCCUCAAUUGAUUGCAGGGUGGUUUGAUAUAAAGCUCUACACAAGAUCCUCUCCCAGUGACGAUUUAACAUUUGUGAUAGCUGUGCCAAUCGAGCUGUUGUGCUUUCUAUGCAAUGCAACACCACCGUGCUGAAGGCCAAAAGCUCUUCUAUAAUUGGUCCUGCCCAUUUCUUUUCUUCUUUUUUCCCCACUUCAUUCCUAUUUACUUCAAUAGGCCUGCUUUAUAUAGCCUCCCUACUGCAAUACAAUAUGAAUUGUGCAAUACAAAGCAUGCUUAUAUAUUAGAAUAAUUGAUAACUCGCCAGCAUUAGGGGCUACAUUUCUUCUGUUUUGCUCUACCUGAACAAUUUUUCUCAUCUUAACAGUUGCAAAGCAUCCUAGAGAAAUAUCAGAUCUAGUGACAUCGCUCUUUACUGCUUGAAAUUCUUUCACCCAAGACUCUGAGAGAUGAUGAUCAUGUUUGCGAAUCCAAAUUUUGGUGCUAGAUGCAGACCUGGUUUGGUUUUGUUGCUUCUUACUGCCUGAUAUUCAUUCACCUGAAAGAUACUGAUCAGGUUUGCCAAUAUAAUUUUUGUGCUGAUUGCUGCCCUAAUUUGAUUUGAUUGCCUGAUAAAAAUUAAUAUACUUGGAUCAAUAUACUUUGUAUUCAAACUGUUCUGAUUGCCUCGAGUACUGUCUACCAUAUAAAUCUUUGAUUACUGAAGUUGGGGAUGAUAGGAUUGUAUUAUGUGGUAUAGAAUUAUAGCUACCACAGUUGGAGUUAGUCACAGCUCGGCAGCGUUAAUUCUUUUGGAGAGAGUAAUCCUUAAUCUUAGCCUAUGAACGAUCAUCAUUGCAAGCUGUUCUAUUCUUGUAAUGUGUUUACAGUUUUAGUUUACCAGAUUACAGUCAUUACGGACUGGUCUGCAUAUUGUAUACCAAAUUAUUAUAUUAUUUGUUUUUCUAGGUAAGCCACCCUUUUUUCCCUUUGCAUAAAUGCUUCAUUAUAGAGAUCUAAAGUUGCGUACUUGGUUAAUCACAUGAACUCCCUGUGUUAGUACUCUAUAUGAUUCAAUUUCAUUUUCAGAAUGUUGGGCCUUUCAAAUGAAAAUCUAGAUCUACUAAUUUCUCUCCUCUUUGUUCAUUCCGAGAGGGGUUACUUUCAAAUUAAAAUAAAAAGGGUUAAACCAGAUUACACGGUGUAUUUAAACAACUGUAAUUUAUGGACGUUUCUUGCUUUGAGGGGAAACAAUUUCGAAGGUGAUGCAUUAAAUGCGAAGCAAAGUUGAAUAAUGCCCCGAACCAAUUUUUUACAUUAAUUGUUUAUUGUUAUGGUGAAAAGGAACUAUAAAACAUAGUUGACUAAUGCUCUGUUCUUUAGAGUUGCAGGCCUUGAAUGGUUGUCUCAUGAUCAAAACAUAUGGUGGCCUGAACCAACAAUGACUUCCUGUAUGUUCCAGCAUUGGACAAUAUAUGGUAUAUGGUCAUGUUUAUAAUUUUUACUACUGGUGGGAAGUAUGUUCAUAAUUUUUUGAAGAGCUAGAGGAGUUGGCUUAGUUCAAGGUAUUGGCUGCACCAGCGCUCUUAAGUUCUUUUUUAAACUUGAACACAUAUUCAGAUGAAAUACUUAGGUAUCCAUACAUGUUAAAAGAAUCAUUAUUAUAUAUGUUGAUGCUUAAGGGCUAUACCGCUAGAUUGUUUACUGCAACUUGCAACUGUAUUUAUUUUUGCUAAACCAGCGUGUAGUUCCUACCUGCAUCCUACUAGCUCCAUUGACUCAUCAUUUUCCCACCUAUUUUUUAGGGAUCCUGAUUUCAAGGUACAUUCCUAACUCUAUCAGGGUCCAAAACUCUCUUCUAUUACAGCUUCUACUGCCAAUUGCAGUAUUUUUUAUCAACAUUAUGCAAGUAACCUGGCACAACAUUGCACCUGUUCCGGAAAAUCUUUGGUCUCAAAUCACAAAGUAUUAUUCACAGCAAGAACAUCCAACAACUGAAUCUCAGUAGAGCAAGAAAGCAAUUAUUUGUUGCAGGGACCUAAUUUGCAGGUGCAAUUCUGGCUCAGCAGCUGUCACGUCAUUAAAUAGAAAGGUUUAUAUUUUUUAAAUCUUGUGUGGUUACUAUAGUACUAAUAGUUUUUAAGUUCAAAACCCUGCAGGACAUCUACGCCUAUAUUGGGAAGGUCACUCCUCUCGGACCACCACAAAUUAGGUUAUGCUAAAUUUCAAAGUAGCUUAAACUAUGUAGUUGAUAGUUAAUACUUCCUAGGCAAAAUGUAAAAUAAUAAAAUUUUCUUGUAUUAACCAUAAAUUUGGCCUGAUGUUUUUAUGUUCCCCGAUAAAUAAUAUGAAUGUAAUAAUGUUACAAGUUCCAGUAUUUAGAUUGCAACUUUAUUAUCA
Panicum virgatum (switchgrass) is the source of this 6188-nucleotide messenger RNA. Its product is annotated as serine/arginine repetitive matrix protein 1-like. The record is from RefSeq and is a predicted model, not a curated record. Bases 2194 to 3153 code for a protein of 319 amino acids. NCBI's taxonomy places the organism in Eukaryota, Viridiplantae, Streptophyta, Magnoliopsida, Poales, Poaceae. The transcript is spliced from 2 exons.